AUGAAUGACCGAUUAUCGCCUCAGAUAAGUGCGAGCGAAGGACCGUCUCCAAAAUGCCGUCGGCAGUCUUCAACACAAGGAUCAGCUGCUGCAGACGGUCCACGAGAGGUGGGACAGAUGCGCCCUCACCGAGACAUGGGCUCCGGUCCAGCAGACUUCGUGGGUAGUGGAAGUGGCAUUCAUUUUGUAUGGACCAUUAGACACGCCUUGCCAGCAACAGCAAUGGUUCGAGACAUGUCGCAUUCGAGAGAGCAAGAGCUGCAGACGACGAGCUCGUCCCUGGUGAGGACGAUCGGCUGGAUGUUCUUUCCCAGGCAUGCUGUGGCGCGCAGAUGAACUUUCUUUCUCCAAUUACGAGAACAGCCCCGACUCUCAAUACACUUUUGAGGAUUUGGU
This is a messenger RNA of Hyaloscypha bicolor E, 396 nucleotides long. RefSeq lists its product as uncharacterized. The record is from RefSeq and is a predicted model, not a curated record. The coding region runs from base 1 to 336 and encodes 111 amino acids. NCBI's taxonomy places the organism in Eukaryota, Fungi, Ascomycota, Leotiomycetes, Helotiales, Hyaloscyphaceae. The transcript has 2 exons.